AUGGCUGCUCCGGCGUCGCUGCGAGACUGCCAGGCAUGGAAGGACGCUGGACUCCCGCUGUCCACCCCCAGCAAUGAGGCCUGCAAGCUGUUUGAUGCCACCCUGACCCAGUAUGUCAAGUGGACCAAUGACAAGAGCCUCGGGGGCCUCGAGGGCUGCCUGGCGAAGCUCAGAGCGGCAGACCCGAACUUCACGAUGGGGCGUGUCAUCUCCAAUGGCCUCCUGCUGAUUGGCACCGGCACCUCCGUGAGGCUGGACCAGGAGCUGGCCCGGGCCCUGCAGACGAUGGUGGAGGAUUCGAAAGCACAGCCACUGACCCAGAGGGAGCGGCUGCAUGUGUCCGCAGUGGAGACCUUCGCCAAGGGGAACUUCCCGAAAGCCUGUGACCUGUGGGAGGACAUUCUCCGUGACCACCCGACGGACAUGCUGGCCCUCAAGUUCGCCCACGAUGCCUACUUCUACCUGGGCUACCAGACCCAGAUGCGCGAUUCUGUGGCCCGCGUCUACCCCUUCUGGACACCUGGCAUCCCCCUUAGCAGCUAUGUGAAAGGCAUUUAUUCCUUUGGGUUGAUGGAAACCAAUUUCUACGACCAGGCGGAAAAGCUCGCCAAGGAGGCCCUGUCUAUUGACCCGACGGACGCGUGGUCAGUGCACACGGUGGCCCACAUCCACGAGAUGAAGGCGGAAAUCAAGGAAGGAGUGGAAUUCAUGCAGCGCUCCGAGCCCAACUGGAAGGAUUCUGACAUGCUGGCCUGUCAUAAUUACUGGCACUGGGCUCUGUACCUGAUUGAGAAGGGUGAAUAUGAGGCCGCGCUGACCAUUUACGAUAACCACAUCCUGCCCAGCUUGCAGGCCAGUGGCACCAUGCUGGACGUGGUGGACAGCUGCUCCAUGCUCUACCGGCUGCAGCUGGAAGGGGUGCCGCUGGGUGGGCGCUGGAAGGACGUCCUGCCUGUGACCCGGAAGCACAGCCAUGAUCACAUCCUCUUGUUCAACGAUGCCCACUUCCUGAUGGCCUCCCUGGGCGCUCGGGACAUGGGGACCACACAGGAGUUGCUGGCCAGCCUGCAGGAGGCCAGCGAGUCCCCUGGGGAGAACUGCCAGCACCAGCUGGCCCGUGAAGUGGGGCUCCCACUGUGCCAGGCCCUGGUGGAGGCCGAAGGUGGGAACCCUGACCGCGCGGUGGAGCUGCUCCUGCCCAUCCGUUACCGGAUCCCCGAGAUCGGAGGCAGCAACGCCCAGAGGGAUGUCUUCAACCAGCUGCUGAUUCAUGCGGCCCUGAACUGCACCUCGAACGCCCACAGGCACCUGGCCAGGAGCCUUCUGAUGGAGCGUGACGCCUUGAAGCCCGGCUCACCCCUGACCGAGCGGCUCGUCCGCAAGGCAGCUGCCCGCCACCUCAUGCAGUGA
This is a messenger RNA of Elephantulus edwardii (Cape elephant shrew), 1410 nucleotides long. RefSeq names its product tetratricopeptide repeat domain 38 (gene TTC38). NCBI's taxonomy places the organism in Eukaryota, Metazoa, Chordata, Mammalia, Macroscelidea, Macroscelididae. Bases 1 to 1410 code for a protein of 469 amino acids. Gene Ontology annotation, molecular function: protein binding. The transcript has 14 exons. The record is from RefSeq and is a predicted model, not a curated record.